Messenger RNA from Sphenostylis stenocarpa, 1254 nucleotides. Lineage: Eukaryota; Viridiplantae; Streptophyta; Magnoliopsida; Fabales; Fabaceae. The record is from the annotation of a GenBank genome assembly.
AUGGCGACCGAUCCCAGCCAGAAGGAAGCCCAAGUUGCGCUAAUUCUUGGCCCGGAUUCGACUCAUCUCGAAUCCCUAAUUUCACACUUGAUGUCGUCGUGCAACGAGCAGCGCUCUCAGGCGGAGUCUCUCUUCAACGUCUGCAAGCAGACUCGCCCGGAAUCCCUCCUCUUGAUGCUGGCCCACCUCCUCCACACCGCACCCAACCCGGAAACCCGCACCAUGUCCGCCAUACUCCUACGCCGCCACCUCACGCGCCACCACGAUUCCUUCCUCUGGCCCCUCCUCUCCCCCGCCGCCCGCUCCUCCCUCCACUCCCUCCUCCUCUCCUCCCUCCAACAAGAACCUGUCAAAUCCAUCGCCAAGAAGCUCUGCGACACCGUCUCCGAACUCGCCGCCGCAAUCCUCCCCGACGACCCCAACGCCUGGCCCAACCUCCUUCCCCUCCUCUUCCAGUGGGUCACCUCCCCUGAACCUAGACUACAGGAAAUCUCGCUCCUCAUAUUCGCCCAAUUAGCACACUACAUCGGUCAAACCCUACUCCCUCAAUUGUCCACUCUCCACUCCGUCUUCCUCCGCUGCCUCCACUCCUCCACCCCCUCUGACGUCCGCAUCGCCGCCCUCGCCGCCUCUAUCAACUUCAUCCAGUGCCUCACUAGUUCCUCCGACCGCGACCGCUUCCAGGACCUGCUCCCUCUCAUGAUGCAGACGCUCACCGAGGCCCUGAACUCCGGCCAGGAGGCAGUCGCGCAGGAGGCGCUCGAGCUCCUUAUCGAGCUCGCCGGCACCGAGCCGCGGUUCCUCCGGCGCCAGAUUGUCGACGUGGUCGGCUCCAUGCUGCAGGUGGCGGAAGCCGAGGCCUUGGAGGAAGGGACGCGGCACUUGGCGAUCGAGUUUGUUGUCACUCUCGCCGAGGCCAGGGAACGCGCCCCCGGGAUGAUGAGGAAGUUGCCGCAGUUUGUGAGGAAGCUCUUUGGCGUGUUGCUGAAUUUGUUGUUGGAUAUCAAGGAUGAUCCUGCGUGGCACGCUGCAGUGGAUGAAGAUGAGGAUGCAGGUGAGACAAGUAACUAUGGGUUUGGACAGGAGUGUUUGGAUAGGCUGUCGAUUUCGCUGGGUGGGAACACCAUUGUGCCUGUUGCUUCUGAGUUGUUGCCCACUUACUUGUCUGCUCCUGAGUGGGAAAAGCACCAUGCUGCACUUAUUGCGCUUGCGCAGAUUGCGGAGGGUUGUUCGAAGGUAUAUCCACUUGCUUAG